GAAACAUUAGCAAGAUGUUUUCUUCAUUAUUAUUGAUUGGCAAUAGGUAACAGUUUGAUUUCUAGAUUUUAUACAUUUUCAUAAGCGUUAUGCUUCAUUUUACUUACUCGGAAUUAUUCACUUUUAGUUUUAAAGCGUUAAACAAUCAUACCUUCUCUCAUCGAGUUUACUACAGGGUGUUUCGUAAUUUGUUAACAUGUGUUUAAAUGAACUUCACUUUCCAUCCGAUGCUAAAAGAAUAAAGUUGUAAAAUUAAUAUAAAGGAAUUUGUUUCUCUUUUCCAUCAGAUAUAGCAACCAGUAGAAAGCCGAGUGGCAUACUACCAGCUAAUUCCCCAGCCAUUCACACGGUACAAAAGUGUGUGUGAAAAGUGGUGAGAGAAACACUGGAUCCCGAGCCUCUCAUUCAGCCAAGCGGAAUGCCCAUCGAAAAAUAUAGUUUAAGAACAAGAACAAUCCCACACCAGGUUUUGGAUGAAGAAAUAAACACCAACUUGAUAAACUUAACAGACCCUCAAACAGUUUCAACAACUAAAACCACACUAGGACUAAGUGAAUCACCAAUUUACACAACUGUACCUUCAGCAGACAGUAUCAAUACAACCCUAGGACUAAGUGACACUGCAAUUUCUACGACUGCAACUUCAACAGUAUCAGAAAGUGCCAGUGCAACUCUAACACUAAGUGAAUCUGCAAUUAAUACAACUUUAUCGUCAACAGUUACAGAGAGUGCCAGUACAACACAAAGUAACAAUCCUUCUUCAACCUACAUUACUCAUAGUGCCAGCAACCUCACAACUGUGUCAACUAAUGCAUGUAAUGUGAGCAGCAAUCACGUCUUCACAUCAACCCAUACGGAAAAAAGGGGCAAACAAACUACUAUAACAAAUUACUAA
Messenger RNA from Saccostrea cuccullata (small rock oyster), 895 nucleotides. RefSeq names its product serine-rich adhesin for platelets-like. NCBI's taxonomy places the organism in Eukaryota, Metazoa, Mollusca, Bivalvia, Ostreida, Ostreidae. The coding region runs from base 419 to 895 and encodes 158 amino acids. The transcript is spliced from 2 exons. The record is from RefSeq and is a predicted model, not a curated record.